AUAAACUCAAAAAAUGCGGUUACGUUAAAGAGCCGAGCGUUGUACACUAUGCGCAGUGUCAUUAGCAAUAGCCGAACAGGAGAAUCUUUGUACGUUUUUAUUCACGAAAACCAUUCAAAAUCACUCAAUGGAUUACGAAAAACAAAAAGAUGAGGUCACUGCUUUGGAAAGUAUUUAUAAUGAAGAAGAAUUUUCAUAUCACGAGGAAAAUGGUCAAUUCAAUUGCAAAAUGAAUAUAUUUUUGAAUCUUCCAGAAAAUUAUCAUUUAAAAUAUAAAGAUUUGAGGCAAAAGACAGGAUCUGUACAGGAAGUGCAGAUAUCGUAUUUGCCACCCUUAACAUUGCAUGUUACCUUGCCAAAGGAUUAUCCAUCUGUAUCUCCACCUUCAUUUAUUUUAUGUUCCUCCUGGUUGCGAUCAGUAGUGUUAUCCAAGUUAUGCAAGAAGCUCGACUUGUUAUGGAAGAACAACAAGCAGGAGAUCUUGUUCACAUGGAUGGAAUUCCUGCAAGAUGAAACACUUAAAUCUUUAAAAAUAAAAAAUUAUUUAGACAUGGAUCACAUAUAUACUUCUUAUAAAAUAACAUUGGAGAAAUUGCAAAAUUUGCAAGCAGACAAAGAAACGGAUGAGCCUAACAAGCAAUGUAAUAGUAAAGUCAGUAAAAAGAAUGCUAUAGCAAAGAAAAAUGCCAAGAGAAAAGCCAUUGACAAAAGAGCUAUCUUGAAUAACCCAAUUGGUACAAAUCCUAUCCAAGUAUUGGUUGAUUACAAUGAGAACCGAAAGCAAAUUGAAUUUAAAAAGAAUUUUUAUACCUGUAAUAUCUGCUUUACUGAUAAAUCGGGAGAGCAUUGUACACAGUUUUUGCCUUGUAAUCACAUUUUCUGUAAAGAUUGUAUCAAGGGGUACUUUGAAGUCAAAAUCAAGGACGGAAGUGUGAUGAAUAUCUGUUGUCCUGAGGAAAAGUGUAAAUUUGAAGCAACACCUGGACAGAUUAAAGAUUUAGUAAGUUCAGAGUUGUUCUCCAAGUAUGAUUCUUUACUGUUAAAUACUACAUUAGACACUAUGAUGGAUAUAAUUUAUUGUCCAAGACGGAAUUGUCAAUAUCCUGUCACUCGAGAUCCCGAUGAACAUGUGGCAACAUGUCCAGUUUGUCAAUAUUCCUUCUGUGUUUAUUGCAAGAUGGUUUAUCAUGGUGUGGAACCAUGUAAAAUUAGUUCAGCGGAAGAACAGCAAUUAGUGAAGGAAUACCAAUCGGCCAGCAAUGAAAGGAAGGCUGAACUAGAGAAGCGUUAUGGCAAGAAACGGCUUCAGAUAAUAAUAGAAAACGCUUUAUCUAAAAAUUGGAUAAAUGACAAUAGUCGCAAUUGUCCUCAUUGCAAGACCGCAAUCGAGAAAUCAGAUGGCUGCAAUAAGAUGACUUGUUCGCACUGUGGCACGUAUUUCUGUUGGCUAUGCAAUGCACGGCUCAAUCCCGAGGCGCCUUACUUACAUUUCCGGAGUUCGGAAUCCACAUGUUACAAUAUGUUGUACCACGGUAUGAUACCCGAUGAGCCGGAUGACGAUGAUGAUUUCGAUCCUUACGCCGAAUACCUGGGAUACUAUCACGAUGAUGAAUACUUUUCCGAAUAUUCUUCCGACGAAUACUCUUCUGAUGAAGAAUACUACACCGGUGAAGAAUACCAUAAUUAAGAUCUUUUCUUGGAGACGGAGAACUAAACAAUGCUGUUAAAUCCCACAUUAACGAAACAUAUAAUCUCACUGUGUUCGUUGGUUUGUUCUUUUCAAAGAGAUGCUGUUUAUUAAAUAUCACGGUCUUAUAACUUAUAGCUGUUCGGACUAUUGCUAUCGCAGUAGAAUUGCGUAAUGAUUAAAGUAUAAUCGACGUUAGUUUAUGGUUAAAACUGUAGUUAAAAAAUAAUUUAUUAUAUGUCGCACGUUAUAUCUAUUUUUCAUAAUUAUUUUUGUAAUGUUGUUUUGACAAAAAUUUAAAGUUUCUGCGUUGUUAUAACAAAUUUUAAUUCAAUUCUAGGAAUAGGUUUUUAUGAACACAAGUAUGAAUUUGCUGUCAGAGGAUUGCUACUGUAAAACAGAAUAUUGCAAAAUACACAAAUUAUUUUUCCAAUCAUUAA
Molecule: messenger RNA, 2127 nt
Organism: Linepithema humile (Argentine ant)
Lineage: Eukaryota; Metazoa; Arthropoda; Insecta; Hymenoptera; Formicidae
Product: E3 ubiquitin-protein ligase RNF14-like
Biological process (GO): ubiquitin-dependent protein catabolic process; positive regulation of proteasomal ubiquitin-dependent protein catabolic process; protein polyubiquitination
Cellular component (GO): ubiquitin ligase complex; cytoplasm
Molecular function (GO): zinc ion binding; ubiquitin conjugating enzyme binding; ubiquitin protein ligase activity
Source: RefSeq, a predicted model, not a curated record